Messenger RNA from Lynx canadensis (Canada lynx), 5235 nucleotides. It is a transcript of the gene UNC13A, whose product is annotated as unc-13 homolog A. Lineage: Eukaryota; Metazoa; Chordata; Mammalia; Carnivora; Felidae. Gene Ontology annotation, cellular component: plasma membrane; neuromuscular junction; presynaptic membrane. Gene Ontology annotation, molecular function: calcium ion binding; diacylglycerol binding; syntaxin-1 binding. The record is from RefSeq and is a predicted model, not a curated record. The transcript has 44 exons. Bases 74 to 5230 code for a protein of 1718 amino acids. Gene Ontology annotation, biological process: neuromuscular junction development; synaptic transmission, glutamatergic; presynaptic dense core vesicle exocytosis.
CCCCGGCCAUGCCCCAGCCCAGUGGCCGCUAAGCUCCACCUGACACAGCCGGCCCGCCGGCGACCCCGGAGACAUGUCUCUACUUUGCGUUGGAGUCAAAAAAGCCAAGUUUGAUGGUGCCCAAGAGAAAUUCAACACGUAUGUGACCCUGAAGGUGCAAAAUGUCAAGAGCACGACCAUCGCGGUGCGGGGCAGCCAGCCCAGCUGGGAACAGGAUUUCAUGUUUGAGAUUAACCGCCUGGAUUUGGGGUUGACGGUGGAGGUGUGGAACAAGGGUCUCAUCUGGGACACAAUGGUGGGCACCGUGUGGAUUCCCCUGCGGACCAUCCGCCAGUCCAACGAAGAGGGCCCUGGAGAGUGGCUAACACUGGACUCUCAGGUCAUCAUGGCGGACAGCGAGAUCUGCGGCACCAAGGACCCCACCUUCCACCGCAUCCUCCUCGACACCCGCUUCGAGCUGCCUUUAGACAUCCCUGAGGAGGAAGCGCGCUACUGGGCCAAGAAGCUGGAGCAGCUGAACGCCAUGCGGGACCAGGACGAGUAUUCGUUCCAAGAUGAACAAGACAAGCCUCUCCCCGUCCCCAGCAACCAGUGUUGCAACUGGAAUUAUUUUGGCUGGGGUGAACAGCAGAACGAUGACCCUGACAGUGCGGUGGACGAUCGCGACAGCGACUAUCGCAGCGAGACAAGCAACAGCAUCCCGCCACCCUAUUACACCACAUCCCAGCCCAACGCCUCAGUCCACCAGUACUCUGUCCGCCCACCACCCCUGGGCUCCCGGGAAUCUUACAGUGACUCCGUGCACAGUUAUGAGGAGUUCUCCGAGCCGCGGGCCCUCAGCCCCACCGGCAGCAGUCGCUACGCCUCCUCGGGGGAACUGAGCCAGGGCAGCUCGCAGCUGAGCGAGGACUUCGACCCGGACGAGCAGAGCCUGCAGGGCUCCGAGAUAGAGGACGAGCGGGACCGGGACUCCUACCACUCGUGCCACAGCUCGGUCAGCUACCACAAGGACUCGCCGCGCUGGGACCAGGAUGAGGAGGAGCUGGACGAGGAGCUGGACGAGGAGCUGGAGGACUUCCUGGAGGAGGAGGAGGAGGAGGAGGAGGACGAGGAGCUGGAGGAGGAGGACGAGGAGCUGCCUGACGAGGAGGAGGAGCUGGAGGAGGAGGAGGAGGUGCCUGAUGACAUCCGGAGCUACGCCCAGCGGGAGGAGGUGGCCGUGGCUGAGCCCAAAGACUUCAAGCGCGUCAGCCUCCCACCGGCCGCAGCCGAGAAGGAGGAUAGGCCUCCGGCCGGGCCUGCUGAGGCCCCCGACGUGGCCAAGGCGGCCCCUGGGCCAGCCGCACUGGAGGAGGUGCCCACAGCGGAGCGGGCCGCUGAGCCGGAGCCCCCCAAGUCUGAGGAGAGGCGACGAGAGGAUGAGGAAGGCCAGGAGGGUCAGGACUCCGUGUCCAGGGCCAAGGCCAACUGGCUUCGAGCCUUCAACAAAGUGCGGUUGCAGCUGCAGGAGGCCCGAGGAGAAGGAGAGAUGUCCAAAUCCCUAUGGUUCAAAGGCGGCCCUGGCGGUGGCCUCAUCAUCAUUGACAGCAUGCCGGACAUCCGCAAGAGGAAGCCCAUUCCACUCGUGAGCGACCUGGCCAUGUCCCUGGUCCAGUCCAGAAAAGCGGGCAUCACCUCCGCCUUGGCCUCCAGCACUUUGAACAACGAGGAGCUGAAAAACCACGUUUACAAGAAGACCCUGCAAGCCUUAAUCUACCCCAUCUCCUGCACGACGCCGCACAACUUCGAGGUGUGGACGGCCACCACGCCCACCUACUGCUACGAGUGCGAGGGGCUGCUGUGGGGCAUCGCGCGGCAGGGCAUGCGCUGCACGGAGUGCGGCGUCAAGUGCCACGAGAAGUGCCAGGACCUGCUCAACGCAGAUUGCCUGCAGCGGGCUGCAGAGAAGAGCUCCAAGCACGGGGCGGAGGACCGGACGCAGAACAUCAUCAUGGUGCUCAAGGACCGCAUGAAGAUCCGGGAGCGGAACAAACCUGAGAUCUUCGAGCUCAUCCAGGAGAUCUUCGCCGUGACCAAGACCGCGCACACGCAGCAGAUGAAGGCGGUCAAGCAGAGCGUGCUGGACGGCACGUCCAAGUGGUCGGCCAAGAUCAGCAUCACUGUGGUCUGUGCCCAGGGCUUGCAGGCAAAGGACAAGACGGGAUCCAGUGACCCCUAUGUCACUGUCCAGGUUGGGAAGACCAAGAAACGGACGAAAACCAUCUAUGGGAACCUGAACCCUGUGUGGGAGGAGAACUUCCACUUUGAAUGUCACAACUCCUCAGACCGAAUCAAGGUGCGUGUCUGGGACGAGGAUGAUGACAUCAAAUCCCGUGUGAAGCAGCGGUUUAAGAGGGAAUCCGAUGACUUCCUGGGACAGACGAUCAUCGAGGUGCGGACACUCAGCGGCGAGAUGGACGUGUGGUACAACCUGGACAAGCGGACUGACAAAUCCGCCGUAUCAGGUGCCAUCCGGCUACACAUCAGUGUGGAGAUCAAAGGCGAGGAAAAGGUGGCCCCCUACCAUGUCCAGUACACUUGUCUACACGAGAACCUGUUCCACUUCGUGACAGACGUGCAGAACAACGGGGUUGUGAAGAUCCCAGAUGCCAAGGGUGAUGAUGCCUGGAAGGUUUACUAUGAUGAGACAGCCCAGGAGAUUGUGGAUGAAUUUGCCAUGCGUUACGGCGUCGAGUCCAUCUACCAAGCCAUGACCCACUUUGCCUGCCUCUCCUCCAAGUACAUGUGUCCCGGGGUGCCCGCCGUCAUGAGCACCCUUCUCGCCAACAUCAAUGCCUACUACGCGCACACCACCGCCUCCACCAACGUGUCCGCCUCUGACCGCUUCGCUGCCUCCAACUUUGGGAAAGAGCGCUUUGUCAAGCUUCUGGACCAGCUGCACAACUCCCUUCGGAUCGACCUCUCCAUGUAUCGGAAUAACUUCCCAGCCAGCAGCCCAGAGAGACUCCAGGACCUCAAAUCCACUGUGGACCUUCUCACCAGCAUCACCUUCUUUCGGAUGAAGGUGCAAGAACUCCAGAGCCCACCCCGAGCCAGCCAAGUGGUGAAAGAUUGCGUGAAAGCCUGCCUCAACUCUACUUAUGAGUACAUCUUCAACAACUGUCAUGAACUCUAUAGCCGGGAAUACCAGACAGAUCCGGCUAAGAAAGGAGAAGUUCCCCCAGAGGAACAGGGACCCAGCAUCAAGAACCUUGACUUCUGGUCCAAGCUGAUCACUCUCAUAGUGUCCAUCAUUGAGGAAGACAAGAAUUCAUACACUCCUUGCCUCAACCAGUUUCCCCAGGAGCUGAAUGUGGGUAAAAUCAGUGCUGAAGUGAUGUGGAACCUGUUUGCCCAGGACAUGAAGUAUGCCAUGGAGGAGCAUGACAAGCAUCGCCUGUGUAAGAGUGCUGACUACAUGAACCUACACUUCAAGGUCAAGUGGCUAUAUAACGAGUAUGUGGCAGAGCUUCCUGCCUUCAAGGACCGCGUGCCUGAGUACCCUGCGUGGUUUGAGCCCUUUGUCAUCCAGUGGCUGGAUGAGAAUGAGGAGGUGUCCCGGGAUUUCCUGCAUGGGGCCCUGGAGCGAGACAAGAAGGAUGGGUUCCAGCAGACCUCAGAGCACGCUCUGUUCUCCUGCUCCGUGGUGGACGUCUUCUCCCAGCUCAACCAGAGCUUUGAGAUCAUCAAGAAACUUGAGUGCCCUGACCCCCAGAUCGUGGGGCACUAUAUGAGGCGCUUUGCCAAGACCAUCAGUAAUGUGCUCCUCCAGUAUGCAGACAUCAUCUCCAAGGACUUCGCCUCUUACUGCUCCAAGGAGAAGGAGAAAGUGCCCUGCAUCCUCAUGAACAACACUCAGCAGCUCCGAGUGCAGCUGGAGAAGAUGUUCGAAGCCAUGGGAGGAAAAGAGCUGGAUGCUGAGGCCAGUGACAUCUUGAAGGAGCUCCAGGUGAAACUCAACAAUGUCUUGGACGAGCUCAGCCGGGUGUUUGCUACCAGCUUCCAGCCACACAUCGAGGAGUGUGUCAAGCAGAUGGGUGACAUCCUCAGCCAGGUGAAGGGCACGGGCAAUGUGCCAGCCAGUGCCUGCAGCAGCGUGGCCCAGGACGCUGACAAUGUACUGCAACCCAUCAUGGACCUGCUGGACAGCAACCUGACUCUCUUUGCCAAAAUCUGCGAGAAGACGGUGCUGAAGCGGGUGCUGAAGGAGUUAUGGAAGCUGGUCAUGAACACCAUGGAGAAGACCAUCGUCUUGCCACCCCUCACCGACCAGACGAUGAUCGGCACCCUCUUGAGAAAACAUGGCAAGGGAUUAGAAAAGGGCAGGGUGAAAUUGCCAAGCCACUCAGAUGGAACCCAGAUGAUCUUCAAUGCAGCCAAAGAACUGGGUCAGCUGUCUAAACUCAAGGACCACAUGGUACGAGAAGAAGCCAAGAGCUUGACCCCGAAGCAGUGUGCAGUAGUUGAGCUGGCCCUGGACACCAUCAAGCAAUACUUCCACGCAGGUGGCGUGGGCCUCAAGAAGACCUUCCUGGAGAAGAGCCCAGACCUGCAGUCCCUGCGCUACGCCCUGUCCCUCUACACGCAGGCCACCGACCUGCUCAUCAAGACCUUCGUGCAGACGCAAUCGGCCCAGGGCUCGGGUGUGGAAGACCCCGUGGGUGAAGUUUCAGUCCACGUCGAGCUCUUCACUCAUCCGGGAACCGGGGAGCACAAGGUCACUGUGAAAGUGGUGGCGGCCAAUGACCUCAAGUGGCAGACUUCUGGCAUUUUCCGGCCAUUCAUCGAGGUCAACAUCAUCGGGCCCCAGCUCAGCGACAAGAAACGCAAGUUUGCAACCAAAUCCAAGAACAACAGCUGGGCCCCCAAGUACAACGAGAGCUUCCAGUUCACGCUGAGCGCGGACGCGGGCCCGGAGUGCUACGAGCUGCAGGUGUGCGUCAAGGACUACUGCUUCGCGCGCGAGGACCGCACGGUGGGGCUGGCCGUGCUGCAGCUGCGGGAGCUGGCCCAGCGCGGGAGCGCCGCCUGCUGGCUGCCACUGGGUCGCCGCAUCCACAUGGACGACACGGGCCUCACAGUGCUGCGCAUCCUGUCACAGCGCAGCAACGACGAGGUGGCCAAGGAGUUCGUCAAGCUCAAGUCGGACACGCGCUCCGCCGAGGAGGGCGGCGCGGCGCCUGCGCCCUAGCGCGG